AUGCUGCAAGAAGCCUUACUCCACCAGGGAGAGAUAUGCAGAGAGUUCUUGUCUCAGUUUAAGUAUUGCAAUAGCAAUUUGGUAAACAUCCAUUUUAUUCUCCUCGAUCCAGGAAUAAAAUGUGCUGACCAAGAUUGGGGCCCUUCUGACCGAGCAGCUGAACAAAGCUAUUUUCUUGAAGAGGAGUUCCAUUAUUUGGACGUUACUCAGAUCAGAAAGUUGGCGAUAUUCGACAUGUUUCAUUGCGCCCUGGCAUGCCUCCGAAAUAAUUUGUGCCUCUCUUUAAACAUGGCCACCUCUCAUGGAACAGACGGAAAACUUUGGUGCGAAUUACUGUCUUCUGAUAAAAAAAGAAACGCUGAGAACUACCACAAAAACACGAGUUCGCAUCAUUUUUUCAUUGUGCGGGUAAGAACACUUUAACCAUUGUGUUAUAAUUCUAACGCAAGGUAUUUACAAGUGAAUACAUAUAAAAGUACUCGCUCUCGACGAGGUAUGCUUUUUCACAGCUAUCGCAAGUACUGUUCAAGCAUUUACUGGGUGGUCUCAACAGUCAUUUCCUCUCUUUCAGUCUCCUUGUUCUUCAUCGCCGUGUCAAAACGGAGGAACCUGCAUCCCGAAUUUCAGCUCCAACACUAUUGACUGUCUUUGUAAAGAAAGUUUCGUUGGAGAAUUUUGCGAAAAAGGUAAUUCACGAAUAUGUUUGAAAUAUCCCACUGUCUCCCUCUUCCGUACUUUUUUAACAAUAGAAUACAUGCGGCUCUAACAUCACACUCUAUCUUUCAGCUGUAAAAUCAUGCAAGGACAUAUAUGAGGCAAACAAGUAAGAGGCUUUCACUGCUUGCUCUUUUAAACAGAUCCUUUCUAAAAUCUUAUCUUCUGUGACACUGGAGACGCAGAGUUGGCCAGUUUGCUUCAGCCACGUUGGAUCUUAAAACAGAGUUCGGCGACACAUCAGUCAGGAAGUUUAAUAAGUACAAAUGAUAAAGCUUGGCAUCAUAAGAGAGUCAAAUACUUAUGUAACUAUUCCACUUGUAUAUUAACAGAUCAAACAUGAGUAAAUUGGUUUCUCUUCAUCUGGGCUCACAGCCAGCUACAGUUCUAUGUCACAUGGGAGAUUUUGGAUGUGGACAUGGAGGAUGGACGCCAGUCAUGAAAAUUAACGGCAACAAGGUACCAUGCAAAAUCUAUUUUUUAUCGAUUGCGUGCCAUUAUCGACCACUUGAGAGAUAUUUCUCCACAGGUGCUGACUGACUUAUUGACAACGAGGGCGACUUCCGCUCUCUGUUCAUGUCUCCGGCUGACAUCUCUUUGACUGAGGGGACAGAUAGUAUAUGUCAAACGGGUUGAGGGGAGGGAUCGUCUCAAAUUGUCUAAAAAUGAGCAGGAUAAUACGGUGCAUAAUUAGAAAACCAGUAAUAAAUUUAUAUCAUAUUAUAAAUUAUUCUCCCAGCGUACCUUUCACUAUGAUUCUGGUUACUGGAGCAAUAAAACUGAAUACAACACUGCUGGAGGGGAGACUGGAUUCGACUCACAAGAGACCAAGUUGCCUACUUACUGGGGCACAUCCUUCUCCAAGAUCUGUCUCGGUAUGAAGAUCGGUGGACAGAUCAGAUUCAUUGUAAUCAAUAUGAAGGCCAGCUCUCUUUACUCAUUGAUCGCUGACGGAAAAUACCGAACCACCUCGUUGGGUCGUGACUCGUGGAAAACACUCAUUGGCUCAGAGGCUUCCCUGCAGUCUGACUGUAACAAGGAAGGAUUUAAUGUUCUGUGUAACAAGUCUCAUCACUCCAAAGCGAGAAUCGGCAUCGCUUCUAACAACCAGGAUGACUGUCUCUCUUGCGACUCCAGGAUUGGGUUUGGUACAGGAGGGCAAUUUGAUGACAGUAACACAUGUGGAAACGAGGCUUCUUGUUAUUCACCGGAUAAUGGGGCUAAACACAUUAAAGCCAGGGGUUACAUUUUGGUUCAUUGAAACCAAAGAAAAAU
Pocillopora meandrina is the source of this 1989-nucleotide messenger RNA. The record is from the annotation of a GenBank genome assembly. Lineage: Eukaryota; Metazoa; Cnidaria; Anthozoa; Scleractinia; Pocilloporidae.